AUGGACAGGUUCGUGUGGAGCAGCGGGCUGCUGGAGCUGGAGGAGACGCUGGUGAUCCAGCAGCGCGGCGUGCGCGUCUACGACGGCGAGGAGAAGGGGAGGUUUGAUAGUGGGGUCUUACUGCUCAGCACACACAGACUAAUCUGGAGAGAUCAGAAGAACCACGAAUGCUGCAUUGCUAUUCCUCUGUCUCAGAUUGUCUUCAUUGAAGAGCAGGCAGCUGGGAUAGGCAAAAGUGCCAAAAUAGUCGUUCAUCUUCAUCCUGCUUCUUCAAACAAAGAGCCCGGUCCAUUCCAAAGCAGUAAAUAUUCCUACAUCAAACUUUCUUUCAAAGAACAUGGGCAGAUUGAGUUCUAUAGGAGAUUAUCAGAAGAAAUCACACAGAGGAGAUGGGAGAACCUGCCUGCUGCUCAGACCAUGCAGGUUAACAAGAGCCCCCAGGCAGGAAGAAUAAGGGCUGUAGGAAUUGUAGGCAUCGAAAGGAAGUUAGAGGAAAAAAGAAAAGAGACUGACAAAAACAUUUCCGAGGCUUUCGAGGACCUUAGUAAACUAAUGGACAAGGCUAAGGAAAUGGUGGAGUUAUCCAAGUCAAUAGCUAAUAAAAUUAAAGAAAAACAAGGUGACAUCACUGAGGAUGAGACUGUUAAGUUCAAAUCCUAUCUGCUGAGUAUGGGAAUAGCUAAUCCAGUUACCAGGGAAACAUAUGGAUCUGGGACACAUUACCAUAUGCAACUGGCAAAGCAACUGGCUGGAAUUCUGCAGGCUCCAUUAGAGGAGCGGGGAGGGAUCAUGUCUCUUACUGAGGUCUACUGCCUGGUAAAUAGGGCACGAGGAUUAGAGUUGCUGUCACCAGAAGAUUUAGUAAAUGCUUGCAAGAUGUUGGAGUCACUGAAACUACCCCUGAGACUUCGGAUAUUCGACAGUGGUGUGAUGGUGAUUGAACUCCAGUCUCACAAUGAAGAGGAAAUGGUAGCUUCUGCUUUAGAGACGGUAUCUGAAAAGGGUUCUCUCACAGCUGAUGAGUUUGCUAAGCUUGUGGGGAUGUCCGUUCUCUUAGCCAAAGAAAGGCUGCUGCUAGCUGAGAAGAUGGGGCAUCUUUGCAGAGAUGAUUCGGUGGAAGGCUUGAGAUUCUACCCAAAUUUAUUUAUGACACAGAGCUAAUGUAGUUUGUGGACAUCUUUAAUGUGACAGUGCAGCACGAGAGCAGAGUGGGGAGCCUCUCCAACAACUGAUUUUACUAAUUUUACUUUGUUAAUCAACUGCAACAGUGAUGAACAUUGUAAUGUUUUGCAAUUCUCAGGUAUUUCGAAUGCUGAAUGGUCUUAGGUGGAACGGAGAAGAAAUAGGAAUCACUAAGAAUUAUGUUACUGUCUUAAACUGGCUAGCUCAUACAUAUUUUUAUAUGAUGUUCCCUGUAAUUUCUUGCUUCAAGAGAAGUGAGGUGAAGACUGCACACAAGUGAAAGUGGAAAGAAUAUCCCUGUAGUCUGCCCUGAAAAUGAGCACCCGGAACGUAGGUUGCUGCUUACUCCCGUUGCGGUUUAUUUAUGUCUAGAGCAACAAAGCAGACAGAUGCAUCCGCAGCGAUAAGAAAUGUGACUUCAGUGUGCACCGAGGUGUAGGGGACAAAGCAGUGUAGAGUAACUCCUCCCUGUGAACGGGUUUCUAAGAGAGCAUCUUGAAUUUUUGGACGAGGAUUGUUCAUACUUUGAGUUAGACAGAACCUGAUGAAGGAGAUACUAACCUGUGCUCUGAAUCUGGAAAACACCAUGUUUACUUUGUCAUGUCUCACACCCAUAGCUCAAGGAGAAGCAGUCCGUGCAGAUUUCCUCCCUGCCCUCUCUUUGUCAUCUCUCUUCCUGUUUCAUUGAGUUGCACUUAGGCUGCAUAUUCUGCAGCCUCUUCAUGUCUUGCAGAGUGCAGAAGUCCUCGGUCACUCUAUCUGCCACACUCACUGCUUUAAUAUACUUGUUUUUUAAUCUUGUACUUCUAAUGAAAGAUCAUUUGAUAGUCCCAUCAACCCUGUGUGUUUUGGAGAGCCAGUUAAUUUGCAUGUAUCUCAUGUGCCGGAAGGCUAAUACUAAAGUAUUGAAGAGAAGAAAAACACCACUCCCCUACAUUUACUAGUCGUGAGGUAUCAUACUGUUUGGUUUUCCUUAUCCUGGGUUCAGACCCAAUGCAGUUUGAUAGGCUCAGCUUUCAUAACUCCAGUGGAGUUGCUGUGUUCCUUGAAGAUCUGAGGUCACGGCAAUAGUGCUAAGUGGGUGUUUAUGAUCCGUGACACUCAUAUUUUCAGCAUUUUGAAAUGACCAGUUUUAAUAAAUAACAAUAUUCUUUCAAAGUAUGGGAAAGGACAGCAUGUAUAUAACAUAUGGAUGUAGCAACAGUCAAAAGGAUGUUACAAGAAGGAAAUUUUUUUUUUUAACUGCCUGAAAACAUCUUCAGGACUAUUUCAGUGUUGCUGUAGCUGAGACAAAGGUUAAGAAAAUGCCAGUAGUGAGCAGGGUGCAGAAAUUUUGCUCGUUUUGUUGGACUCCCAUUUUGCCCCUUUUCUUUGUCACUAGCAGAAUUUUAUGCAGUGCUUUCUUUAGGGCAGUUUUCCCCUGCUAUGUGAAAGGGGAAUAGUGCUAAAACUGCUGAAUUUAGCCUGGCUGAAGGAACUGGUUCCACACACCCAUAGUCCAUACCUCAGUAGUCAU
Messenger RNA from Nothoprocta perdicaria, 2698 nucleotides. It is a transcript of the gene VPS36, whose product is annotated as vacuolar protein sorting 36 homolog. The coding region runs from base 1 to 1161 and encodes 386 amino acids. The transcript has 14 exons. Lineage: Eukaryota; Metazoa; Chordata; Aves; Tinamiformes; Tinamidae. Gene Ontology annotation, biological process: protein transport to vacuole involved in ubiquitin-dependent protein catabolic process via the multivesicular body sorting pathway. The record is from RefSeq and is a predicted model, not a curated record. Gene Ontology annotation, cellular component: ESCRT II complex; late endosome membrane. Gene Ontology annotation, molecular function: phosphatidylinositol-3-phosphate binding; ubiquitin binding.